UUGCAAGUUAAAAGCACACCUAUUUACCACAAAAAAUGAGAACAAAUAUUUGCUCUAAGUUCUAACGAAAAAGAAACAUAAUCGAAUCGAAAUAGGAACUUUUGGUAGAAGUUUCCGUCGCGCAAACAAGUCUAGUUUUAUCAUCACCGCGUUAAGCAAAGCAAAACCCUAAAUCAAAAGUCUCAGCGUUUUCUGGGUCAUUCCUUUUUCUCUUCUCUCGUGCUAUUUCUCACAUACAUAGGAUCCAAUUUCAAAUUUGAGAAGUUAAGAGUUUUUAGAUCAGGAAAUACGAUGAAGAGGGUCUUCGGCGCCAAAAAGAACAAAGAACCUCCUCCUUCCAUUGAAGAUGCCAACGAAAGGAUUACCAAACGAGGUGAUACCGUGGAUGAGAAGAUUAAGAAGCUUGAUGUUGAACUCAGUAGAUACAAAGAACAGAUCAAGAAAACAAGGCCUGGUCCUACUCUCGAAGCUAUUAAAGCUAGAGCCAUGCGAGUUCUUAAACAAAAGCGAAUGUAUGAAGGUCAACGCGACAUGUUGUACAAUCAGACAUUCAACCUCGAUCAAGUUCAAUUUGCUGCUGAGGGAAUUAAAGAUGCUCAACAAACUAUGUCAGCUUUGAAGUCUGCUAACAAGGAUUUGAAGGGAAUGAUGAAAACUGUGAAGAUCCAAGAUAUUGAUAACUUGCAAGAUGAGAUGAUGGACUUGAUGGAUGUUAGUAAUGAGAUCCAAGAGACUUUGGGUAGAAGCUAUAAUGUUCCUGAUGACAUAGACGAGGAUGAACUUUUGGGUGAACUUGAUGCGCUGGAAGCAGACAUGGAAAGUGAAUCUGAAGGAGUCCCCUCCUACCUCCAACCUGAUAAAGAAUCUGAUUUGGAUUCAGAGCUUAACUUACCUUCAGCUCCAACUGGUCAAACAGCAAUGCCACAUGGCAGAUCCAAUGUCCAAACUGAAGAUGAACUGGGUUUACCUGCUGUCCCUCGGGCAUCCCUACGCGGUUGAAGAAUCCUUUUUAUUUGAUUGGCGGAGCUGGUGCAUACACGAGCUAGACCCUGUAAAGUUGUGCAGAACUUAAUAACAUUGAUUUAUACAGUAAUUUCAUUGCCAUCAUUUGUAUGAAAGCACAAUGACACGGGAAAAUGAAAAAAAAAUAUUAGUGGUGUUUGGCAUAAACUUAGAAAUCGGCAGUUAAUAGUUAUGGUCAGUAAAAUGUGUACACUUUUGAAAUACCAUUUUAUUGUGUGAAUCAUAUUAAUUUUUUUUCA
This is a messenger RNA of Lathyrus oleraceus (garden pea), 1262 nucleotides long. RefSeq names its product vacuolar protein sorting-associated protein 60.2. Gene Ontology annotation, cellular component: multivesicular body. The coding region runs from base 292 to 999 and encodes 235 amino acids. The record is from RefSeq and is a predicted model, not a curated record. Gene Ontology annotation, biological process: late endosome to vacuole transport via multivesicular body sorting pathway; vesicle budding from membrane. The transcript is spliced from 7 exons. Lineage: Eukaryota; Viridiplantae; Streptophyta; Magnoliopsida; Fabales; Fabaceae.